AUGGAAGCGCGGCCGCGGCUGCUCUUAGUCGUCGUCGCGAUCUUCAUGUCAAUAUCUGCCAGCGGGGCGGCCGUCAUAAACGUCAAGAACUACGGGGCCCAAGGCAAUGGCGUCAAUGACGAUUCCAAGCCACUGAUGGCGGCGUGGAAGGCAGCGUGCGGAUCAGCUGGCGCGGUGACGAUGGUCGUGACGCCGGGGACGUACUACAUCGGUCCGGUGCAGUUCCAUGGCCCCUGCAAGGCCUCCACCUUGACCUUCCAGCUGCAGGGGACGCUGAAGGCCGCCACGGACCUGACCCGGUUCGGCAACGACUGGAUCGAGUUCGGGUGGGUGAACGGGCUCACCGUCGCAGGCGGCGUCAUUGACGGCCAGGGCGCCGCCUCGUGGCCCUUCAACAAGUGCCCCGUUCGCAAGGACUGCAAAGUCCUGCCCACCAGCGUUCUGUUCGUGAACAACCAGAACACAGUGGUGCGCGACGUGACGUCAGUGAAUCCCAAGUUCUUCCACAUCGCGCUGCUGUCGGUCAAGAACAUCCGGAUGAGCGGGCUCAAGAUCAGCGCGCCGUCCAACAGUCCCAACACGGAUGGCAUCCACAUCGAGCGCAGCAGCGGGAUACAAAUCAUGGACACGCACAUCAGCACAGGCGACGACUGCAUCUCCAUCGGUCAGGGCAACGACAACGUGGACAUUGCCCGCGUGCAGUGCGGCCCCGGCCACGGCAUGAGCGUCGGCAGCUUGGGUCGGUACGCCGGCGAGGGCGACGUCACACGGGUCCACGUCCGCGACAUGACCUUCACGGGCACCAUGAACGGCGUUCGCAUCAAGACAUGGGAGAACUCCCCUUCCAAAAGCCAUGCCGCGCACAUGGUUUUCGAGAACAUGGUCAUGAAGGACGUCCAGAACCCCAUUAUCAUCGACCAGAAGUACUGCCCUUACUACAACUGCGAGCACAAGUACAUGUCCGGGGUGACUAUCCAGGACAUUCAGUUCAAGAACAUCAAGGGCACGGCGACGACUCCGGUGGCGGUGUUACUCCGGUGCGGUGUGCCGUGCCAGGGUCUGGUGCUGCAGGACGUGGACCUUAGGUACAAGGGGCAGGGUGGUACAUCGACCAAGUGCGAGAAUGCCAAGGCCAAGUACGUUGGCUACCAGUUUCCGAAGCCUUGCCCCUAG
Molecule: messenger RNA, 1173 nt
Organism: Miscanthus lutarioriparius
Lineage: Eukaryota; Viridiplantae; Streptophyta; Magnoliopsida; Poales; Poaceae
Source: the annotation of a GenBank genome assembly